Molecule: messenger RNA, 1952 nt
Organism: Haplochromis burtoni (Burton's mouthbrooder)
Lineage: Eukaryota; Metazoa; Chordata; Actinopteri; Cichliformes; Cichlidae
Gene: slc39a7
Product: solute carrier family 39 member 7
Biological process (GO): zinc ion transmembrane transport; intracellular zinc ion homeostasis
Cellular component (GO): membrane
Molecular function (GO): zinc ion transmembrane transporter activity
Source: RefSeq, a predicted model, not a curated record
ACGUUUUAAUAUGCCACUAUAAUGCUUUAAAAAGGCAAUGAAAAUAUAAUUGAAUCUAAGUAGUGAGUAAAAAGGUGUCUCAAAAGCACCACGAAAGGAGGAGGUAGACUUUGAAUGGAACGCGUUCCCGCGAGGUUUCGUUUAGUUUAGUUGAGUAAAUGCCACGUCUUAUUCUCAGCCACCAGCAUCAUCAACGUAGGCAGAAAUAUUGGUAGUUCUGAGCUCAGGACAGACGGUUAUCAAGUGGCCGACACUCGGUGAUAUCUGGCACGAUCUGGGUUUUAAUAUGGGCUGUUUACGUCUGCUGGCAUUGACAUUGGCAACAUCUGCAGUACUAUUGUUGGCAUCCCCUUUAGCCACUGCUCACAGCCAUUCCCAUGGUGACCAUGGACAUACCCACGGCCACCAUCACCACCACCACGGCCACUCACACGGCGAGGAUGACCACCAUGGGCACUCCCAUGGCUCUCAGGUGAAGAUGUUCCAUGGAGCAAGCAAGUGGAGCGCUGAGGCCAACCUGCAGGAAGAGGAGCACGAUCACGGCCACGAUCACGGACACGGCCACUCUCAUGAUCACGGACACGAUCACGGACAUGGGCACUCUCACGAUCACGGACAUGAUCAUGCUCAUCAUGAGAAUGUUGUUCGAGUACACAAGGAGGGAGGUGGACACGAGCACUCACACGGAGGGGAGAGGACGAAGAGGGAGGCGGGCAAAGAGAAGAGGAACAUGGUGGAGCUCUGGACACAGGCUAUCGGAGCCACUCUGCUCAUUAGUGCAGCUCCCUUCCUCAUCCUGUUUCUGAUCCCAGUUCAGUCCAACAGCGACCAGCACCAGAAUCUACUCAAAGUGCUGCUGAGCUUCGCAUCUGGUGGAUUGCUGGGUGACGCCUUCCUCCACCUCAUACCACAUGCUCUGGAGCCCCACUCACAUCACGAAGAUGGGGAUCAUGGACACUCGCAUGCAACUGAAGAGUCGCAUGACCACGGCCACUCUCACGGAGCGGCCCACGGUCAUAUGAUGUCUGUGGGUCUUUGGGUUCUCGGUGGGAUCAUCGCUUUCCUAGUGGUGGAAAAAUUUGUGCGUCUGCUGAAGGGAGGACAUGGACACGGACACUCCCAUGGACACUCUCACGUUGCUGCCAAAGAGAAGGACAGUGAUGGAGAGGAGGAAAAAGAAAAGAAGAAGAAGGAGAAGAAAGAAAGCAAAGAUCAGAAACCAUCAAAGAAAGAGGAGAAAAAGAGUACAGAUAUCAAGGUGUCUGGUUACCUAAACCUGGCAGCUGACUUCACACAUAAUUUCACUGAUGGUUUGGCAAUUGGAGCUUCAUUCCUGGUUGGUCCAGCUGUGGGCACCGUCACCACCAUCACCAUCCUGCUUCAUGAGGUCCCACAUGAGAUCGGAGACUUUGCCAUCCUCGUCCAGUCUGGCUGCACCAAGAGGAAGGUGGACUCUUUCUGUACAACGGCUCAGUAUCAACUUAACAUCUUCACUACAUCGACCAUCCGGCCGCCAUCUAACUACAUGCUGAGCUGACAAGUAACUUCCCUCUAAGUCAGAAACAUUUUCCAUCUGAAUCCAUAUCAGUUUAAGAUGUAACAGGUCUUCUGUUCAUUUCAAGGUUUGGUGAGUGAAAGAGUGGAGACAGUGCUGGUGUGGCUCUCACUGAAGUGACUCAGUGCUCUGUUCUACUUGAUUAAUAUCUGUUUAGUUUGAAUGUACCAAAUCUCAAUAUUUUUACAUUCCACACAAUAAAAGUGAAUGUGGCUUUUACGCAUGUGCUACAAAUGGCAACAUAAUUACUAAUUAUUAAACUCUCACCUGGUUGUUUGUUAAAGUAGAAGCAGUUUUCACAUUCCUAACCAAACUAUUUUUUUCAGCUGAUGACAAAGAAUAAAUAAAACACUUGCAGCUGUUCUGAAAUCCUCAAUAAAGGGUAAUUAUUUUCAAA